AUGGUGGCCAGUACUGGCGGCGUCAAUCCUAAUGUGGAGGCAACAGCGUACAUCAGUGCCGUUGCCGCGUUCGCCGUUGUGCUGCUCGUGCUGUUGCUGUUCCUGGGAAAGAAAUGGUGCUAUACAGUUGCUGCUAAUCGUAAACGCAACGGAAUCCUCAAUGUGAACGUAGCAGUCGACCCUCCUGGGCUUCCCCUCGACAAUGCACAGUUCGAUACUUUGUCGAAAAGCAUCCAAUACCCCGAACGCAUAUUCACGUUUGAGGCGUCGGACUCUGACGAAGAGCUGCGCUUACGCAUACAACAGGAUAAGGAGGGAGUUGAGUGUCACUAUGAGGAAAAGAAUGAGAACCAGCCGAAAGUUGAAGUAGAUAUUAUUGAAAAUGCAAUAAGGGAGACGAGCAUUCGCGAAACGAAGAUAGAUGAAAUUGUGCCGAAGAGAGCGGACUACAUCCACACUUUGGAAGCGCAGAGCAGCGUUGAUAGCGAUGUCAUUGCGCAUAAUGACACAUCUCUCCUCUGCGGCGAGAGUGGUAGCUCAACCGAACGAGGUUCAGUUGAGCUCACGCUACUUUACGAUGCGCCCGUUCGAAGUAUGACCGUGCACGUUCUGCAGGCACGAUCUUUGCCGCAGCGCACACCAGGACAGGUGUUACAAAGUCAGGUCCGAAUUGUACUCCUCCCAUUGAAGAAACAAAAAUACAAAUCGAAAAUUCGCAAUGGAGAGAAUCCACAGUACAUGGAAAGCUUCGUUUUACACAAAAUUAAUCCAGAGGACGUACACGGCCUCGGGAUGCGCAUACGCAUCUACGGGUGCGAACGCAUGCGACGUCAACGCUUAUUAGGCGAAGCUAGUGUUAGCUUUGCCACUCUUAACUUUGAGCUGGAGAACAGCUUGUGGCUACAACUUAUGCCGAGGCAGCAUCACCAUCAUCAAGCUAGUUUGCAGCUACCAAAGCUGGAAUCGAAUCAGUCAGUUGCUGGAGUGUUGGCGACUCCGUCAUCUGUGACAACAGUGAUGACACCAAGUGCUGGUGGUGGCGAGGCUUGCAGUCUCGCACGAUCAGAUUCAGCUUCCUCAUGCUGCAGCACCAGAUCAGCUCCGGAGCUUUUGCUUGGGUUACAGUAUAAUCCCACGACUGGUCAUCUUUCUGUGGAGAUUAUAAAGGGUACACACUUCCGAAAGCUGUCACCGAACAAAGCCCCGGACACAUACGUGAAGCUCUGCCUCAUCAGCUCUUUGGGAAUGGAGAUGGGACGAUGCAAGUCGACCACGCGACGUGCACAAUCAAACCCGUUAUAUAAGGAAGUUUUCAUAUUUCAGGUGGCACUGUUUCAAUUGACAGAAGUGACACUUAUGGUAUCUGUAUGGUGGCGACGAAGCGUGAAACGAAACGAAAUGGUCGGAUGGUUCUCACUUGGACAUAGCUCAUCUGGGCGUGAGCAGGAACGACAUUGGCAAGAACUAUGCGAAAGACAAGGACAACAGGUACAACGUUGGCACGUUCUGCUCGACUCCUGA
Leptosia nina is the source of this 1521-nucleotide messenger RNA. Lineage: Eukaryota; Metazoa; Arthropoda; Insecta; Lepidoptera; Pieridae. The record is from the annotation of a GenBank genome assembly.